Messenger RNA from Sesamum indicum (sesame), 818 nucleotides. Its product is annotated as NAD(P)H dehydrogenase (quinone) FQR1. Gene Ontology annotation, molecular function: NAD(P)H dehydrogenase (quinone) activity; FMN binding. Gene Ontology annotation, cellular component: membrane. NCBI's taxonomy places the organism in Eukaryota, Viridiplantae, Streptophyta, Magnoliopsida, Lamiales, Pedaliaceae. The record is from RefSeq and is a predicted model, not a curated record.
AUGGCGACCAAAGUCUACAUUGUGUACUAUUCGAUGUAUGGACAUGUGGAGAAACUAGCUGAAGAGAUAAAGAAGGGAGCUUCAUCUAUUGAAGGUGUUGAAGCAAAACUAUGGCAGGUCCCUGAGACACUGCCAGAUGAGGUUCUAACAAAAAUGAGUGCUCCUCCAAAGAGCGAAAUACCCGUGAUCAUGCCUAGUGAACUUGCCGAAGCUGAUGGUUUCGUGUUUGGCUUUCCAACGAGAUUUGGGAUGAUGGCUGCCCAGUUCAAAGCAUUUCUUGAUGCUACUGGAGGCCUAUGGAGGACUCAGCAACUCGCCGGCAAGCCUGCCGGGAUCUUCUACAGCACUGGCUCUCAAGGCGGGGGACAGGAAACUACGGCAUUGACUGCUAUUACGCAGCUUGUUCACCAUGGAGUGAUCUUUGUUCCCAUCGGAUACACAUUUGGAGCUGGCAUGUUUGAAAUGGAGAAAGUAAAAGGUGGAAGUCCUUAUGGUGCUGGAACCUAUGCCGGUGAUGGUUCAAGACAGCCAUCUGACCUCGAGCUACAGCAGGCUUUCCACCAAGGUAAGUACAUCGCCACCAUUGCCAAGAAACUGAAGGGAGCUGCCUGAUGAUCUCUUCCAUAUACAACUACACUAUUUGCAUUCUUGUGAUUCUUUCUUUUUCAUUAAAACAAUCGAUUCGAUAAGAUUGCGCAUGUAAGUCUGGCUCUGUUCUGCAAAUACUCUAUGAUUAUGUGUUCUGUUAAAAACAGCAAUUAUUCCAAUGUCAAAUAUUUGUAGAAACAACAUGGUAUAACCAAAUUCAUUACAUCCUA